AUGAUACUGUGUGAGGUGCGGAAUGCAAUCUUCUCCCACGUUUCUGUUCCUACGAAGGAGUCAUUGACAUGUACCAAGGAACCGCAAGACAAUGCCUCCUGGGACAGAGAGUCCCACACUACCACCAUGCUGCUGUGCAGAUCCAAGAGUAGCCAGACUCCCCUGGAACACCAGUUAUUUAUGGAGGAGGCCUACAACUCAGCUGUCUGCUUCAAGAUGCUCCGAGACAUAGGCACCUCAGACCUUCUCCAAGUCAAGUACAUCACCAAGAAGAUAAAGAAGAUGGCUCAGAGGUCCCCCAACCUGGUGAUGGAAACCAUACAUGACUACUUCAAAAACAACCCAGAGAUUUCCUGCCGACACAGAUUCCGGCUGUUCCAGGUCCUGGUGGCAGCCAUUGGAGCCCUUGAUGUCUUGGAGGAGACCUGGCAAAAGUGCUUCAUGCAGCUGGCCCUGGAGCACAUGACCAAGUCCACGGAACUAGAUGUUACAUAUCAGGACGCAGCCAGCAAUGUGUUACUAGCCCUCUGCCGGCAUUCAUGGCCAGCAGUGGCCAAGCACUUGGAGACGGAGCUCCUGACGGGUGUCUUCCCACACCGCAGCCUCUUUUAUGUGAUGGGCAUCCUGUUCUCUCAAGAGGAGCUUCUCAAGAAAGAAGACAGGAAGAACUGGAAAGAUCUGCUUUCCCAGAUGGCCAGAAAGUCGGUGCCGUUUCUGAACAUGGACGUGUGGUCCAAGGAAUUGCUGUGGGCCAUCACCAAGUCUGGCAGGACACAGCAAGAGCACUCCCCAGACAAGGCCUUCCUGUUUACCUACUAUGGGCUAAUCCUUCAAGCUGAGGAGAACAGCACUACCGUGAGGAUACAUCUCAAAACCCUCUUGGAAACGUCUCACCAGUGGGCCAAGCAAAGGGAGGGCAUUGCUCUCACAGUCGGGCUGGUUGCAGUACGUCACUUAGAUGAUGCCUGGGCCAUCCUAGAACAGUUUGGGCGGAGCACACCCUUCAAGUGGAGCCUACAGAACUUUUCCCUGAAGCCCCACAGCCACAACCUUGAGGACCUUCGGUGGAAGUGGGCCAGCUGCACCAUCCUCCUCUCCUACGGCCAGAUGGCAGCCUGGGCCAAGAGCUACAUCCUGCCUUGGGUGGACAACAUCUUAUCCAGGAUGAUCUUCUACUUCCGCUUUAGCUCUUGGGAUGAGACCCUGAAACAAAGCUUUCUUACGGCUGUCACGAUGCUGGUGGGGGCCAUCAGCCGGAGUGAAGGUGCCCACAGCUACGAGUUCUCCCAGACGAGCGAACUCCUCGAGUGUCUGAUGACAAUGAUUGAGAAAGAACCGGAAGACACACUGCUCACCAGCAUCCGUCAGCAAGCCAUCAACAUUAUCUCCAGCCUCUGUGAGCUGAGGCCACCCAUGGAUAUGGACAGGAAAUCCCGCCUCCUCUCCAUCUGCUUCCGAAGCAUCUUUACCCUGCCACAGCUGGAUGUCCUGGAGAAACACUCUUCCCACCUCCUGGAACCACCCAACAUCCAGGGACUAUUCAGCCAGACCAUGGAGGCACUGGACCACAUGCUGCAGUGUUUCAUGGUGCAGAACCCCACAGCCAAUGAGCUACACUUCCUGCUAUCGCACCUGUACAUCUGGCUGACAUCAGAGAAGACUCAGGAGCGACAACGGGCGGUGCACAGAUGCACAACACUCUUCAAAUUCCUGACAGAUAAAUGCUGCCUAAGUACCAAGGAGAACUUCAUAAGGAUCGGGCAGCUGGUGGCCAUGCUGGGGCUCCUGUGCCAGGACUCUGACAGAACCAUCCAGAGCUUCAGUCUAGAAGCUUUGGGCCAUCUCUAUCAGCUUCUGAUGCACCAGAAAGCCCAAGAAACUCCAGAAGUGGAGAGGGAAAGCCCUCGGGAACUGUUCGGGCCUGAUGCAGAAGAAGCUUCCCUAUGGAGCAGUGGAGACCAGAAGGGGUCUCCUCCAAUCCUCUGGGGGACAGCAUCCAAAGAUGACAGCAUCUUCCACAUGAACAGCAGCCAAGCCCUCAAGGUAAUCACGAAUCAUCUGGAAACGGCAGAGCUGACCGACCUCAUCUGGACAGCCAUUGAUGGCUUGGGCUCUACCAGUUCUUCCUGGGUGCAGGCAGCUGCUGAUUUGCUUCUCCUUGUCAUCCAGGAGCAUGGGGACGGCUUGGCAACUGUUGGUAAAAUGGGCCAGGCCAUCCACCACCACCUCUGUGCCAUCCAAAUGCCCCAAGCCAAGGACAGUGCCCUGCGUGUCAUCACCCUACUGGCCAGGAACCACAUUCCAGAGCUGGUGGCUGCCUUCCUAGACUUUUCCUCGCCCCUGGACAGCCACGCCUUUCGCCUGUGGAGGGCCCUGGGAGCUGAAGAGCCUGCAAGCUACCUGAUUCUGACUGUGCUGCUGGCUUGGCUGCAGAAGAGGCCUCUGCCCCCUAGUGUCGACGACAGCAGCUCCUGUCCCAAGGAGAAGCCCUACUUGCGUUCACUGGCUGCCAUGAACACAAUUCACGAACUACAGUUUGCGCGAGAGUUCAAGAAAGCUGUGCAGGAUAUCUUUCCGCAGCUGUUCCUGGCCCAUCUGACCCAAAUGCACUAUAUCCUGGAGCUGAACCAACCCACAGAGUCUGAGCAGGAGGCAGCCAUGCCAAGCCCUCAAAGCCUGGCCUCUCUGCUUGGCUGCAGCACGUCACUGGAGGCACUGAAGAGCCUGCUGUCCACCACAGGACACUGGCAUGACUUUGCUCACCUGGAACUGCAGAGUGCGUGGGAAUACUUCACUUCCAUCCACACCUAUCCACAGGCUGUGGGACUCCUUGCCAGGGCCAUGGUGCAGAAUCACUGCACACAGAUCAAAGCACUUCUUGGCUACUUGCUACCCAACCUGCAGAGCCAGCAGGAGCGAGAAAGGAAGACAGCCAUCCUGCUCCUCAUUGAGUUCCUCUAUAGCCCUGCCCUGUUGGAGGUGCUUUCUAAACAGGCUGCCCUGACUGUACUGGCUCAAAGCCUCCAGGACCCCAGCUCUGAGAUCCGUGUGGCCAGCCUGCAGGGCCUUGGAAACAUACUCUUCCACCCGGAGAAGGAAAGCCUGCUCCAGGGUCAGCUGCCAGCCUUCCUCAAUGGCUUCUUCCAAAAGAACAAAGCAGUGGUAGUAGGCAUUAUGGGUAUAGUUUCGGAUGUACUGCACCGCCUGGGCACACAGGGCGCAGGUGCACAGAGUCUCAACAUCGCUAUCAACACCCGCUACUACUUUGAUGACGAACAGGACAAAGUUCGAGCAGCAGCUAUGGCACUGUUUGGGGACCUGGUGGCAACCGUGGCAGACAAGGAGCUGAGCAACCUGCGGACCCAAGUAUGCCAGAGUAUGGUGCCUUUGCUCCUGCACCUGAAGGACCAGUGUCCAGCUGUUGUCACGCAGGCCAAGUUCACAUUCUACCGCUGUGCUGUGCUGCUCCGCUGGCAGCCACGGUACACACUGUUCUGCACUCUAGCCUGGGAAACCGGCCUCAGCGCCCGCCACUUCCUCUGGACCUGCCUGAUGAACCACAGCCAGGAGGAGUUCAGCAUCCACCUGUCACAGGCCAUCAACUACCUGCAUAGCCGUCACCGCCACAUCAAGACCUGGGCAGCUUUUUUUAUAGGGUACACCACCUGCAACCAUCCCCAGGCAGUGUCACAGAUCAUAAGUGACAACGACAUUAAGUUGUUAUUCUCCACUUUUAAAGAGCUCAAAAAGGACCCAGAACCCGGCAUCCGGGAAUUUGCCAGCAGACAGCUCUCAUUCUUUUGGAAGAUGUCAGCCAGAUCCAAGAAGUGA
Messenger RNA from Arvicanthis niloticus (Nile rat), 3831 nucleotides. NCBI's taxonomy places the organism in Eukaryota, Metazoa, Chordata, Mammalia, Rodentia, Muridae. The record is from RefSeq and is a predicted model, not a curated record.